Messenger RNA from Nerophis lumbriciformis (worm pipefish), 1093 nucleotides. It is a transcript of the gene gnptg, whose product is annotated as N-acetylglucosamine-1-phosphate transferase subunit gamma. NCBI's taxonomy places the organism in Eukaryota, Metazoa, Chordata, Actinopteri, Syngnathiformes, Syngnathidae. Gene Ontology annotation, cellular component: Golgi apparatus. The record is from RefSeq and is a predicted model, not a curated record.
UUCAAGCCUUGAAAUACACGGCGCAUGCUUACGAAAUAUUUACGUCACGUGAUUCGCAUCCACCCGGAAGACUUGUAUUUUUAACAGAGGCGAUCAGAAACGUUGACAUUUUUAAACACUGAAUUCAACAAUGGGCUUCUCGAAUAAGGAGAUACAUCGCUUGAUAUUAGUCUUCACUAUGUGCAUUUGUCUUUUCGUAAACAACGGACUGGCGGGUAAAAUGAAGAUAGUUGAAGCGCCAAACACAUUUGGGAUUAACAACAAUAUUUUGGCUCAGGGAAACAGAAUGCAGGCGAGAGUGCUGCCAUCCCCGGUGUCUGGACCUGCACACCUUCAUCGUUUGGCUGGGAAGUGUUUCAGUCUUACUGAGUCAACGUAUAGAUAUGAGUUAUGCCCAUUUCACAACAUCACCCAACAUGAACAAUCAUUCAGAUGGAAUGCCUACAGUGGGAUCCUGGGGAUUUGGCAGGAGUGGGAAAUAGCAAACAACACAUUUAAGGGCAUGUGGAUGAGAGACGGAGACACUUGUGGCACCAGAAACAGAGAGGCAAAGGUGAUUCUUGUGUGCAGCACCCAAAGCAAGCUUGCUCAGGUCUCGGAGCCCAGCACAUGCGUGUACUCACUAAUGUUUGAGACGCCACUUGUUUGCCAUCCACAUUCUCUUUUAGUAUACCCCACCCUGAGUGAGACGCUGCAAAAGCGAUGGGAUGACGCAGAGCAGGCUCGUUAUGAAGGUCUUAUCACUGAGCAAGGAUAUGGAAAUCUCCUGAGGGAUAUAUUUGAAGAUGCUGGGUUCCUGAAGAGUCACAAAGUGAAAGAAAAGUUACCCGAGGCUGCUGUUCAAGGGGAAACACACAGCUCUUUAGAGAAAUGUAAUGAGGACUUCCAAAAACAGCAAGAAGAGAUUGAGAGACUGCGAGCCCUCCUCACUCAUCACAAUAUUCCAUUCCAUUCACAAACAGGUAACGCAGAGCAGCUCAUCCAAAAAGAUCUGUGUAGACAUCGGUGCCUAAUAUGUUGUUCUGUUACAGAUGGAACAAAAGGGGCCGGGACCACAACUAUGCUGCAACAUUUACGAGGGGAUGCCGGCUGA